This is a messenger RNA of Raphanus sativus (radish), 1608 nucleotides long. Its product is annotated as cytochrome P450 709B1-like. The coding region runs from base 1 to 1539 and encodes 512 amino acids. Gene Ontology annotation, molecular function: iron ion binding; oxidoreductase activity, acting on paired donors, with incorporation or reduction of molecular oxygen; monooxygenase activity. The record is from RefSeq and is a predicted model, not a curated record. The transcript is spliced from 5 exons. Lineage: Eukaryota; Viridiplantae; Streptophyta; Magnoliopsida; Brassicales; Brassicaceae.
AUGGAGCUCAUAACCCUGGUUAACCCUAUCUUAUCACUGCUUGUUUUGCUCUUUGUUGCUCCCAAGAUGUUCAACGCUUUUAUCAUCCUUGUGUGGCAGCCAUUUGUGUUGACAAGAAGAUUCAAGAAACAAGGAAUCUCAGGUCCAAAGUACAGAUUCUUGUACGGAAACAUAGACGAGAUAAACAAGAUGAAGAGAGAAUCUUACGUUUCAGUUCUUGAUCAAAACUCCAAUGACAUCUUCCCUCGUAUUUUUCCUCAUUACCAAAAAUGGAUAUCUCUAUACGGAGAGACGUUUCUUUACUGGAACGGAGCAGAGCCGAUGCUAUGCAUCUCAGAUCACGAACUUGUCAAGCAAAUCUUGUCGAGCAAGUCAGGUUUCUUUGUUAAAUCAAAGAUAAGGCCAGAGUUUUAUACACUUGUCGGCAUGAAGGGACUUGCCUUUGUGGAAGGUGUUGAUUGGAUUCGCCAUAAAAGAAUCUUGAACCCUGCUUUCUCCAUCGAUAGACUCAAGGUCAUGACGAAAGUGAUGGUGGAGUGCACACUGAGGAUUCUUGACGAGUGGAGUCAUGUUAAAAGAGAGCAGGAAAUGGAGAUGAAGAGAGAGUUUAGGAGAUUAACAGCUGAUAUUAUAGCAACUGCUGCGUUUGGAAGCAGUUACACCGAAGGAAUCGAAGUGUUUAGGACACAAGAAGAGCUUAAGAAGGGUUGUGUUAGCUGUCUAACUAACAUCUACAUCCCUGGAACGCAGUACCUUCCUACGCCUUUGAAUAUUAGGAUAUGGAAGCUGGAUAGGAAGAUGAAGAACUCAGUCAAGAAGAUCGUGGAUUCGAGACUACAAUCAGAACAAGAUUAUGGAGACGAUCUUCUUGGAAUCAUGUUGAAGUCUUGCGAGUCAAGAAACGAAAGAAAGCUGAGCAUUGAAGAGAUCAUAGAUGAAUGCAAGACUUUUUUCUUCGCAGGGUACGAAACUAACUCGAAUCUGUUGACAUGGACAACCAUGCUGCUGAGCUUGCACCAAGACUGGCAGGAGAAACUAAGAGACGAAGUUUUCCAAGAAUGCGGUAAAGACAAGACGCCAGAUUCUUCAGACACUUUCUCCAAACUCAAACUGAUGAACAUGGUGUUCUUGGAGUCGCUUCGCCUGUACAGUCCAGUAUCCUUUUUCUCCAGAGACGCAACAAAAGAUCUGACGCUAGGGCACCUGAAGAUCCCCAAGGGCACAACAAUAGUCUUCCCUCUUAUGAAGAUGCAUAGCGACAAGGCCAUUUGGGGAUCAGACGCAGACAAGUUCAACCCUCUGCGAUUUGAAAACGGCGUUUCCAGAGCCGCUAAACACCCAAACGCUCUCCUCGCCUUCUCAAUGGGACCAAGAGUUUGCAUCGGCCAAAACUUUGCAAUGAUGGAAGCCAAGAUCGUGCUCACCAUGAUCCUUCAAAGGUACAGGCUUAGCCUAUCCAGCGAGUAUAAGCACGCUCCGGUGGAUCAACUCACUUUGACUCCUCAGUACGGCUUACCAGUAAUGCUUCAGCCUCUCUAAGCCUAUGAGCCAUGCUUUAAGCCUCUCUUUAAUUUAUGUGUGCUGCUUAACUAAACUGUUAUGUGCUAA